Punica granatum (pomegranate) is the source of this 758-nucleotide messenger RNA. The record is from RefSeq and is a predicted model, not a curated record. NCBI's taxonomy places the organism in Eukaryota, Viridiplantae, Streptophyta, Magnoliopsida, Myrtales, Lythraceae.
UUGGUGAUUUUUUAUUCAAUUUAUACAUAGAAUAUCAAUAGACUAUUCCCGGAACACGCCUCCUAUAAUAAUGCUAUAAAUAUAUGUGCUUACACAUUUAAAAAAAACGAGCAUCUGAACAGACUAAACUCAACUCAAACCUCCACAGAGGCACAAUAUGAUCAGACUUCUCAAGAAGGUGUUCGGAUGCGGAGCCAGGAGCUUCAGCGAAAAGGAAGUCCCUGAAGGCAGCGUUCGAGUUUACGUGGGCAAAGGGGACUGCGACUUGUGCAAGUUCGAGUUGGAAGUGAAUUUCCUGAACCACCCGCUGUUCGAGAACCUACUACAGAUCUCCGGGGAAGAGUUCGGGUACUCCUACGAGGGAGCCCUGAGAAUAGCUUGCAAGGUCGACCUGUUCCAGUACCUCGUUCAUCUCCUCAAGAGCAGCGACCCGAGCGCUCACUACAUGGAGCUCCCGCAGCUCGUCGACAAGUUCCAUAGCACGAAUGCCCCACACAAGAUAAUGCCAUUAUAAGUAGCUCUCUCUUCUUCCUCCCCUCCUUAAUGUGAGACCGGACACAUAAAUACAGACACUACAUGUAUAGGUAUAUAUGCUAACCUGCCGAUCGAGCUCGAUUUUACCAUGCGAUAAAUAUCCGUUAUAUGUUGUUUCAACAGCAGUGAAUAUAUCAUCUGUAAUUAUUUUAAGUAUCUGUUCUUAAUGUUCGACUGUUAUGACAAGUUCACUGAACUUGCAUCCCGAUAAUAGAAGUGAGUUA